CUCGAUUCAAGUUUGCAUUACUCAUAAGACGUGAGUGAUAUUGUGUUCGAGGUCAGAGGGUUGAAAAACUUGAAAAUAAUGAAAAUUUAAAAUGCAGUUAAACUCAGGCCGUCGCAAGACGCAGAGGUCGCACAACAUGCGUGGUUUUUCUUAAAUAAAAUUAUUUAAUAAAACUACACAAGUGAGAAUUUUUCUUGUUGGAAGUUAAAUUUUAGCAGAAUGGCGAUUUCCACAAAUAUAGAUAUUAUAGGGAGUGUUAUGGAUGGUGUGAUUGACAACGGAAGUUUGGAAGUAAAGAAAAUUCCUGUAGAAUACAGAGUUUAUCCAAUACGAUGGCUGGUUCUCUUCAUAUUCGUUUUGUACUCUGCCAGUAAUUCUAUGCAAUGGAUUCAGUACAGCAUCAUACAGGACACGGUUGUAAAGUACUAUGGGGUGCCAGAAAUUGCAGUGUACUGGACAUCUAUGAUCUACAUGCUCGCUUAUAUCCCUUUAAUCUUUCCUGCUAGUUAUCUUCUUGACAGAACAAAUCUUCGAAUAACAAUAAUAAUAGGUUCUUUUGGAAAUUGCGUGGGCGCCUGGUUGAAGGUCAUCUCAGUUCGCCAGGAUCUGUUCUGGCUUAGUUUUCUGGGGCAAACUGUAUGCGCAAUUGCUCAAGCAUUUGUACUAAGCAUACCGCCACGAUUGGCUGCUGUCUGGUUUGGUGCUGAUCAGGUAUCAUCUGCUUGCAGCAUAGGGGUGUUUGGUAAUCAGCUAGGUACCGCCGUGGGAUUCCUGAUAACACCAAUGAUAGUCCGCGCACAUGGUUCCAUCGAGCAAAUAGGAGAAGAUUUUAAAUUUCUCUUUUACCUUAUCGCCAGCUUCACUACUUUACUCUUUGUUCUCAUUAUCUUAUUCUUUAAAGCAGCACCAGCCACACCACCUUCAGCAGCAGCAGACCAGGAAUCAGCAAUUGAUUCAAACUUCCUCAAGUCUUUGAAGAAUUUACUGACGAAUCGAAACUACUUGAUUUUACUAAUCUCCUAUGGCAUAAAUGUUGGUGUGUUCUAUGCUAUUUCCACGCUACUGAAUGAAUUGGUAUUGAGAUAUUACGUGGGAGCAAAUGAAGACGCAGGGAGAAUAGGCGUCGUAAUUGUGGUAGCAGGAAUGGUUGGGUCUGUUGUUUGUGGGGUGAUCAUAGACAAGACACACCGAUUCAAGGAGACGGCACUUGCUGUGUAUGCUGCGUCAACCAUCGGAAUGGUCAUAUUUACAUUUACUUUGAACUGUGGAUACAUCGGUGUUGUAUACUUCAGUGGCAUUUUGCUUGGAUUCUUCAUGACGGGAUACUUACCUGUCGGAUUCGAAUUCGCUUCAGAAGUCACUUACCCUGAACCUGAGGGCACAACGUCAGGUCUGCUUAAUGCUGGUGUCCAGGUCUUUGGUAUUGUUUUAACCCUGCUAUUCCAAUGGAUGCUCGGCACAAUUGGGGACCGUUGGGCGAAUGUGACUAUGUGUGCUAUUCUCGUUCUUGGCACUGUGCUCACAGCUGUCAUACAGUCGGACUUACGACGUCAAGCUGCAGAAAAGAAAGAGCUGAAAUAGGACUUCACUUCAUUCAAUAUUACAAUUUUAAGUGCUCUACCAGAGAUUAAGUACUCGUUAAUUAGUUAGUUAAUCAGUAGAAAGAGUUUGAGAAUCAGAUUGUUCGGUGAAAGAUGGGAUAAUAUUGCGUCAGCAAACUAAUCGACAUAGAUACAUGUACUCAGUUAACUUACUGCAUCUUAAUCAACUGGCUGAAUCUGCAUUGUUUACUCUAGAAUUCCUAUAAAGUAUACCAUUACUUUACCAUGAUUUAAGUAUUAUUAUUGCGUAUUUCAUUAUUUUAUUUACGUUCUUGUUUUUUGCACACACUUUCCUCAACUAGAUUUAUAGAAGUGAAUUUUUUAGUUUAGAAUUGUAAGUAUAAGGCUUAUUGAGACUUUUGUACUAAGCAUAGUGAAGUAUUUAAAAGCUGUAGAAUUAAAUUAUAUUUAAUGGAAUAUACCAUUAUGUAUACCUAAUGAA
Messenger RNA from Pieris rapae (cabbage white), 2043 nucleotides. RefSeq lists its product as uncharacterized. Gene Ontology annotation, molecular function: heme binding; heme transmembrane transporter activity. Lineage: Eukaryota; Metazoa; Arthropoda; Insecta; Lepidoptera; Pieridae. The coding region runs from base 220 to 1581 and encodes 453 amino acids. Gene Ontology annotation, biological process: transmembrane transport; heme export. The record is from RefSeq and is a predicted model, not a curated record. The transcript is spliced from 7 exons. Gene Ontology annotation, cellular component: membrane.